Chelonoidis abingdonii (Abingdon island giant tortoise) is the source of this 2539-nucleotide messenger RNA. NCBI's taxonomy places the organism in Eukaryota, Metazoa, Chordata, Testudines, Testudinidae. The record is from RefSeq and is a predicted model, not a curated record.
ACGCUCAGCGGCUGGCCAUGCUGCCGAUGAAAUCGGGGCGCGAGUGGCGUCCCUCUCCGGGUCUCCCGCGGGGCCAGGGCUGAGGUGCAGCGGGGGGAAUAGCGGGACUUGGUGGUGAGGUUUCUUCCCCCUGCCACCGGAGGUGGGGACCUGGCGAUCCCUGCCUGUGCUAUCCCGCAAGAGAAGGGGGUUGGGGGAAUACGGGGCUCCCCAAGGAGCAGGGCCCGUCAUCACUUGUGUAGCUGGUGCCCAAAGCAGGGUCGUGUCCUGAGAACUCGUUAUCUCCCCUGGUGAUGCUUGGCACGCGUUGGCCACUAUACCCAGCUCGGGAUCGGAGCAGCCGAGAACUGCCCGGAACGGGUGCGUCUCGCAGCGCUUGCUCCCGCGGGGAGGGGAGCGCUUUCAUCAGCGCACCCAGUUGGCGGAAGCGCAUGGCGGCGCCCACUGGGGGAGCGGUGUAGUUGGUGAACCCCCCCAUAGCCAUGGCUGCCGGGAGGGCGGCUAGGACCGGAUUAAGCGGGCUCUUCGCUGUGUACAAACCUCCCGGAGUGGCUUCGAUCAGGGUGCGGGACACCGUGGAGACCCUGCUCCUGAAAGACUGUGUCCCAUUGUUUUCUGUACCAUUUCCUGUAGAACUGAACUCUCUGGAACAGCCAGCUGUGCAGCAGCAAGUACGCUUCCUGCCAACCACUGUAGAAGGAAAUGCUGGGAAAGAGCUGACCCUCACUGUUACCCAGUUGCCUGUCCUGGCUGCCCACCCACUAGUUAGAGGACCAGAGUUCACUCACUUGAAAAUCGGAGCAGGUCACCGUCUGGAUACAAAGUCAUCUGGAGUGUUUGUGCUUGGAGUGGGCCAUGGGAACAAGCUGCUCACUGAUAUGUACAACGCCCAUCUUACUAGGGCUUAUACUGUUCGUGGACUGUUUGGCAAAGCCACAGAUGACUUCUCAGACACAGGCAGGCUAAUAGAGAAGACCACAUUUGAUCAUGUCACAAGGGACAAGCUGGAGCAGAUUCUUGCUGUCAUUCAGGGAACCAAUCAUAAAGCUCUGCUGAUGUACUCUAACAUUGACCUGAAAACUCAAGAGGCCUACGAGCUGGCUGUUGAAGGUUUAAUUCGCCCAAUGGAAAAAACCCCUCCAUUAAUCACAGCAAUUCGAUGCCUCCAAUUUGCACCUCCAGAAUUCCAGCUAGAAAUCCAGUGUUUGCAUGAGACCCCGCAGUACCUCCGAAAGAUAGUUCAUGAGAUUGGCUUGGAGCUGAAAUCAACUGCUGUGUGCACCCAGGUGCGGCGGAUACGGGAUGGCUUUUUCACACUUGACAGUGCUCUCCUGCGAACGCACUGGAACCUGCAGAAUAUCCAGAAUUCAAUUCAAGACUCAAAGAUCAAAGUGAAAGUGGGGCUUCAGAGAAGCUUGAGCUGCCAAGCUAGGAGUGGUAAAAGACAUACCGAUAUGGAUCAGGUUGCAGAGAGCAAACUGCACAGUACAGAGGGAACGUCUGCAAGCGAUCUGACUCAUAAAAUGAGAUAACCACACGCUGACUGACAAGUGGAGAGUAAUAGGAAGGGGAAAUGGUGGUUACAGUUCACAAAUAGCCCUUCCUUUGGGGGGUCCUUGAUUUUGUAAGGGUUGCUUGUGUUUUCAUUCAAGCAAGGCAUUUCUGCAUUGACAUGCAGAAUAAUUUUUGUAAGUAUUGCACAACGCUGCAGCAAAACUGUUGAUAUCUGAGAUGAGUGUACAUUUCCCUGCAAAGCCAAAACUGCUACUGACUUCAGUGAGAACAUCAGGUUGGUGAGGGAUGUAAGAGCAGGCCCUUCAAUUAGUUUAGAGAUUGGAAUACAACCAAUGUGUUGCAGGCUUUACUACUUUUAUUCUCUUUAUGCGCCUUGUGACAGAGUGUGACCUCAGUGGUUCUUCUCCCAAUUUCAUAUAUAUAUUUUUUAUUAUGACACUUUCUAUAGAUCAGCCCCAUUUUCAAAUACAUGAAAGGGGUAAAGAUUAAUUGUUCAAACCAAGAAAGGGUUCUGCCUAGGGGAAACUACAAUGUAAGCAACUAAGACGAAAGUAGCGAGGUAAUACUAUUUCUCAUGCAGGGUAACUAAUAUCUGGAGUUGAAGCGGGAGAAAGGAGAGAGAGGCUUGUUAUAGGAAGACUGGAGUAGGAUGUAAAAACAAGAAGUUGGAAUGGGGUGAAUUAAAAUCCAAGCUAAUAUAUUUUAUGGGGAUGGAUGCUAUUAUUUGAUACUCAAAUUUAAGUCAACGGGGCCAAAAGCCCCUGCAUUUUGUUUGCAUGCAUCUAUAGUCCUCCAUCAUUUUAUUUUUUCCUGCCCUUCAGCAAAAUUGUAUGUUACCUUUAAAGAGAAACAGCAAGGGAGUACAGCUUCAGAAUUCACUGAGAUUCCAUUAGUGCUCAUUUAAAGCUACAAAUCACUAUUUUACAUAAACAAUGACAGGUACAUUAGCAAUUAGCUCAUGUAUUUCUAAAAUGUGUAGGGCUCAAAGUGUGAUGCCAAGAUGUACUAAAGGAUUGCAAUCUAA